This is a messenger RNA of Xylona heveae TC161, 2036 nucleotides long. RefSeq names its product CAF1-domain-containing protein. Gene Ontology annotation, molecular function: poly(A)-specific ribonuclease activity; nucleic acid binding. The transcript has 2 exons. Gene Ontology annotation, cellular component: CCR4-NOT core complex; CCR4-NOT complex; P-body. NCBI's taxonomy places the organism in Eukaryota, Fungi, Ascomycota, Xylonomycetes, Xylonales, Xylonaceae. The coding region runs from base 246 to 1769 and encodes 507 amino acids. The record is from RefSeq and is a predicted model, not a curated record.
AUUGACUGACAACUCCACACGUCGAACUGCCAGCGGAACACGAACAGUCCCCCAGGCUCGCGAUUGCCACCUGACGCUGGACACUUUCCAUUCAGCACGAAAUUCAUUGUUCAUACGCAGCCCCAACACUCGUCUCGAAUCGCUUCCGGCGGGGUCGCGAGUAAUCCAUUGUCAGGAUUCACGAAUGCUUCGACCGCCGAAAGACUAGCCCCUCCCUUGAAUAUUCUAGUACAUUGUUUCUCACGAUGCCUCCAGCCGUGAGCAGAUUCGGUCCGCAUAAUCUCUCGAGUCCGUUCGCGCACCUUCAGCAACCUCAUUUACAGCAUCAUCCUGCCCAUGCGCAGACUUCGGCUACAGCUGGUCUUCCUGCCGCAGCAUUAGGUGCCCACCCGAGCUUCGCCCAAGCUGGCUCUGCCGCAAAUCUUAAUCACUUUGCCCCUCCCACAGCAACGAAUGGCUUGGUUGGAUUUGGUGGGGGUGGCGGCUUAGCGGGCGGUGGAGGGACGGGCCUUGCCAGUCAUGCCGCCCAGAUGGGUUUCGCCCAUGGGGCAGCGCUGCAACAGCAACAACAGCAGCAACAACAAGCACAAGAUGAACUCGGAGCAGGCGUCGCAGAUGGCAAGGGUGUAUCAAAAGGAAGGAUACGAGAAGUCUGGAGGAGUAACUUGGCCCAAGAAAUGCAGAUUAUUCGGGGUUUGGUAGAGAAAUACCCGUAUAUCAGCAUGGACACCGAGUUUCCCGGAAUCGUUGCCAGACCAAUGGGCACCUUCACCACGAAAGCCGACUACCACUAUCAAACAUUACGUUGUAACGUCGAUCUCCUCAAGAUGAUCCAACUUGGAAUCACCCUCUUCUCUCCCGCCGGCGAGCUCCCUCCCGCACAUGCCGCCGAGUUAUCAACCGUGAAUGGUUCUGGUUAUCCAAAUAAUCUCAUCCAGUGCCCAUGUACGUGGCAGUUCAACUUUCAGUUUACGCUCCAUGACGACAUGUAUGCCCAAGAUUCGAUUGAGAUUCUUCAAAAGGCGGGAAUCGACUUUCAGCUACAUGAGAAGAAUGGCAUCGAUCCGCUAGAGUUCGGCUCGCUUCUGAUCACAUCCGGCUUGGUUCUGCUUGACGAUGUACAUUGGGUCUCGUUUCACUCCGGUUACGACUUUGGCUACCUCGUCAAAAUCAUGCUCUGCAAGCCACUGCCGGACGAGGAAGGCGAGUUCCGAGAGCUGCUUACCACCUUUUUCCCCUCAGUGUAUGACAUCAAGUUUCUCCUUAAACAUGUGGCCAAGGCUGGCGCUAUCAACAACUCUCCAUUGACGCCCGCCGCGACCCAAAUCAUCACUGGUCUUGGCCAGCGAUCUGGAUUGCAGGAUCUCGCGGACGAAUUAGGUGUGAAGCGAACGGGCUCGCAGCAUCAAGCAGGUUCAGACUCGCUUCUUACUGGCAAGAUCUUUUGGGAAAUGCGUCGGGCAAUUUUCAAUGGUCACAUUGAUGAUGGUCUCAUGGGCCAAAUAUGGGGUCUAAAUGGAGUCGGUGCACCGGCGACAUCUGCCGUGCUUGGAGCCACGACGGGAUCGUCGUUUCAAGGCCAAUCGACCCCGAACAUGAAUGGUGCUACCAUUUAUCUGAACGGUGCCACGCCCAGUACGCCGAAUACCGGCCAUGUUGGCCUUGCCAGCACUCCCGUGGCACACGUACAAGGAACAGGAGGCGGUAUAGGAGCGCUUACGCCUGGCGGCGGCGGAGGUGUCUUUGGAGGUUUCCAAUUUGGAAAAUAAACCUCGUUCUCGGCUGCAGCAAGGUUUCUCUAUCCCGUUUCAUUUCUUGUACAUUUCCACAUUUUUAUCGUUUUCCUGGGGUGGGACGCUAAAAGGCGUUGAGGGUGAUCUUAAGGACGCUGUAAUUAGGAUCUUUUCCUCUUGAUCUGCUCGAGACCAGGCGUUUUAGAUGCGGCGCUAUGAUAUGUUUUGGGUGUAACUUGUACAGAUGGUUGUACCUUUGUCGUCAUCUUCUCGAUAAACAUUGAGCAAUUAAGUAUUAUUGAG